UGUUUCAAAUGUUACAUGUCGAGCUAAAAAUGUAAAUGACAUACAUCUUUUUCGAAAUCAAGGUAAUGGAAGUCCUGAUCACUUGAUUUGUAAUUCAUUGCAGUUAUUUGAUUAUCCUCAAUUGUUUAAUGUGGUAACAAAAUAUUAAAAUUUGAUAAGACUUCAUAAGGAUUUUAAAAAAUCAGAAGCGGACCCAAGUGUUGUACAGUAGGGUUCAAACGUUUGUGAAGAAAAGAAAAACUAUUAUUAAAAAAACAACAACAAAACAAUGCUAUUAAAACCAUCGGAAAUAUAUUAUUGCCAAAGUUCUAUCAAAAACAGAUUUAAAAAUGGGACAAUGAUCGGAGAAACUCUCGAUGAUUUAUGUGAAGGAAGGUGCCAACUGUCAAGUUUUCCGAAGAUUCGGGUAACGAAACGGGAUUCAAAAUGGUUUACAACGGAUAAUAGACGUCUUUGGGUGUUCAGACAGCUUUAUAGGCUUGAAAAAUGCGGAGAAAUACCCGUAAUUGUGACUGGAAGUAUUCCGCCAAAGAAGAUGUCAACAGGGAAUGGAGGCUUGUCAGUGUCAGUUCGAGGUAUUGGCGGGCCUGGAGGAAUGUGGCAUCUUAAACCAGACGGUGCAGGUUCGAAUCCUGAUGGCACAUAUUCAUGUAAUUGGCAGGAACACAGUUUGUUCAGUCUAGGAGCAGUUGGUUUUGAUUUUGAUAAUGAUUCCGAUGACUUCGGGCUCGAUUAUUUAUGAUUACGGAUGUUACUUAUGUUGUUAUGAUUUUCGAUAAAAUUUAAAAUAUAUGAAAUUAUACAUGUGAUUCAGAUGAUUAUUUUAACUUAAAGUGCCAUAAAUAUUUAUUAAUAUACAUAGAUUGAUAAAUAUCAAUGUCUGACACCCUGUACGAUUUACACUUUUAUAUGGAAUGUUAUUACAUGCUACAGUUUUAGAAAAUUAAUUUUUAUGGAUAUGUACUCUAAUUUGAUAAGAUUGUUAACUUAAAGUCUAUUUUUUUAUACUCAGACUAUUGUUAUAUUGAUUGUCUUUGGUCCAGUUAUUUAACGAUUAUAUUUAUUUUUUUUGUGAUUUUGUAAUGUGUUUUAUCUCAAGUCCAAGAAUUUAGAAUUGAUGGAUUUUUUUGUUACAAUGUGCUUCCUUUUUGUAAUUUUAUGAUAAACUAAAAACUGACGGUGGAAUCUGUUACAGCAAACAAUUAAAAUUAUACUCGAAAUUUUUUCCGAAUAUUUGAACUGCUUCUAACACUAACACGUUUUCUUUAAAAAUGAAUUAUUAACCAAAUAGAACAGGUAAUGUCUUCAGGUACGCAGGGCAAUAUCAUUUCUUAAAGGUGGUCAGUCACAUUUGACUAAAAUUUAAUGAUAUUUUUCAUUUUCAGUACGUUCCGUUAGAGAUUUAUUUAGUGAACAAAAAGGCCCAUUACACAGAAUGAGAUCUCUUAAAAACGCAUGUUUUAUUAUUUUUAUACAUUUUUGUAAUUACUCCCCUUUAUUGUGAAAGUUUUCAAAAAGCGGACUGUUUCUUUUGAUUUUAAUAUGAUUUCUUGUCUUAUAUUUGAAUUUGGUAGUUACUGGGAUAUAUCAACAAUUGGGAAUCAAAUGGCAAAUUUUAAAACAGUGUUUAGUUCCGAAUUAAUAUAUUUCUCAUGUAUCACGGUUGCGCAGUCAAGAUAGGUAAAGGGAGAUAAUAAAAAAUACAUACUUGCAUAUGUAAUAAGUUUUGGCUAAAUAGGUAAUUGUCAAUGUAAAUAUUUAACAAAUAUGAUACCAUAGUUCUUAUAUUUAUAUCAUUCCAUAGGCAAAGUAUGUUUAUCAAAAUCAUACAUAUGCUAAAACAAUUCUAUUUCGGUUGGCGGGCAACCAGGAUAGGAAAAUCAAUUUAUGAGAAUACCUUCUGCGAAAAUGUUAAUUGUAUUAACCUCUCAAUGAACACAAUUAAGUGUAAAUGAUCAUUGGUUAAACUUUCAAAUAAAUCCAAUUCUUGAUCAAAAUCUGAUUAACCACCUUUAAAAUGCCAUAAUAGUUUUUAAGUAUAUAAGUAUAUAAAUUGACAAUGUAUGUUAUUCACAAACGAAUUAAAGUUUCUUAAAUGUCUAUUCUCUUAAUUUUGGAAUCAUUGGCACAUAAAUGGAAGCAUGACCUUUUAAAAGAAGUAUUAAAAUAGAGUUGUUUGAUUCUUAACAAAAGGAACAUAUAUUUAUGAAAAAUGCUAUAAAUAGAUUUUCAGAAAACUGAGUACAGAAUUUCAGAAAAUACAUUUUAUGUUAUGUGUGUCCGAGUGUCGAACUA
This is a messenger RNA of Mercenaria mercenaria, 2295 nucleotides long. RefSeq lists its product as uncharacterized. NCBI's taxonomy places the organism in Eukaryota, Metazoa, Mollusca, Bivalvia, Venerida, Veneridae. The record is from RefSeq and is a predicted model, not a curated record. The transcript is spliced from 2 exons. Bases 269 to 742 code for a protein of 157 amino acids.